AUGCCCGGAAUCUUGCCCAUGAAGAUCAUAAAGGUGGGCUCGUCGAGUUCGCAAAGUCGGAUUGCCCAAGCCUGCGAUAGAUGUCGAAGCAAAAAGAUACGCUGCGAUGGCAUUCGACCAUGUUGUUCACAGUGUUCUGGUGUUGGGUUCGAAUGUAAGACAAGCGAUAAAUUGAGUCGACGAGCAUUUCCUAGAGGAUAUACUGAGUCUUUAGAGGAGAGAGUUCGUACGUUAGAGGGAGAAAUAAGGGAGAUGAAAGAAUUACUUGAUGGAAAGGAUGAGAAGAUAGAUAUGCUCUCGAAGAUGCACGACAAUCGACGUACUUCACUGUCUUCAACGUCAGCUUCACCUCCUGUCGAAAGUCGAAAAGAGUCAUCACCUCCGAAGGAAGACAUGUUUAAGGUCCAAGCUUCACCCCAUUUAUUGGAAGGCGAUCGUUCCAACUUAUAUUUCAUGGGAGCAUCAAGUGGAAGAUCUUUUGUCGAUAUCUGCAAGCGUAAAAUCCAAGACAGCGGCAAGUCUUUCGUAGGAUUUGACACAGAAACAUUUUUGAACCCCCAAAAUGAAUCCACCUCGUUAUCAACGAUUACACCUGCCUCAAGUUUCGCUCCCCCACGCUUAUUCUCAGACAAAUGUCUAAACGUCUUUUUCCAAGAAUGGGCACCAUUGUUUCCCGUCAUACACAAACAUAGUUUCUUAACUCUAUACGAUGAAUAUUCAUCAAAUCCGCAUCAAGUGAAAGACCAACAUAAAUUGGCUCAGUUACACCUUGUCUUUAGUAUCGCUGGUCUCUCUACCGAUUGUCCCGAUAAGGAACAAAUAUCAUUAUGUGAGAACCAAUGGCGCACAGCGCUCAACAUUAUUUUGAUGGAGAACAACAUCUCAACACUGCAGUGUUUGAUUUUAGCACUUAUUUACUGCAUUCAAAAGGGGGACUAUAAUAGCCUACAGCAUUACAAAGGAAUUGCUGUUGGUCUUUCGCACAGACUCGGUUUACAUCAAAGUCAAAAGCGAUUCUCUUUUGAUUUGUUGACUGCUGAGACGAGAAAGAGGGUGUUUUGGACUUUGUAUACUGUUGAUUGCUUUUCUGCUUCCCUCCUUGGCCUCCCUAAAUUGUUAAGGGAAGACGAUAUCUACGCGGAGUAUCCCUCGGAUAUAGAUGAUGAACAUAUGAAUGAGAAAGGAUAUCAACCCAUGCUUCCAGGGGAACCUACUAGAAUUUCUAGUGCUCUUGCUCUGUUCCGAUGCUCACGCAUCCUGUCUAAAGUCUUGGAGCAAAUUUAUCCCUCAGCUGCAACUCAUGACCUAUCGUUGCAGACACUUUUUGCUCUGGUGGCUGACUUGAACGAAUGGUCUGAUAGUUUACCGACUCAUCUGAAGCUUACAUUUGUUCAAGAUAAACCAUCAACAGAUAUUACAGGCAGUCGAUCAGCUUUAUUGUCUCUUGCUUUUUAUUAUAUUCGAUCGUUGAUUCACCGCCCUGCUAUUGGUUCCUCCCUGGGAUCUAAAACUUCACCAUCCGUCAUUGCUUUGGCUGAUUCUAGCAAACAUCUCAUACAAAUCACACAGCUCCUCGAAGAAAGAAAUAUGACUUUCUCAUUCUGCAUAAAUAAAAACGCAAUGCUUACAUUGUGUGGCCUAAGCCUUCUGUAUCAAGGUCUCGAUAUUAAACAGGAAGGUAAGCUGAUGCAAGAAAGUCAACGACUCAUCAAAACGGUUAUCAGAUUCCUAGAAAAGGCCAAUGCUCCUGGUGCAACCGACUUUAAGAGACUUGCCUCGUCUUUGAUUACUUUGGACAGUCAAAGUCUAGACUGUAGAACCAAGUCGGCACUAUUACGCACUUCUUCGGCUAUGUCUGCCCCAAAAAUUUCAAAGCCAACACCAUCCACCUCGGUCUUUCCAAGAAAAAAUAAUCAACAACACCCAUAUACACAUAUUAAUGCUAGCAUGAGCGAGAAUGACAUAUUAGCACAACAAGAGAAGAUUCGACGAGCUACGUUACCAAAUUUAUACAAUCACACUUCACAAAACCAGGCAUCGGCUCGAUCAUCCUAUGACGGAACAAGGACCGAUUCUCCGAUGACCAAACGCGAAAAUCGCAGCUCCCUCUCCCAACUAGUAAAGCCUCGAUAUAACACAAAUACAAAACCACCGAAUCUGGAUUAUUUAUCCUUGAGCAAUACGCCAAUUACUUCACAACAAUCUUCACCAACGAUUUCGCGCACUGCUCCUCCAGUAUCAAGCUCUCACAGCUCUCACCUAAUGUACAGCAAGAUUGAUAAUCAACAAAACGAAUGGGCUAUACUCGCUUCCCUAGAAAGUGGUGAAAGCAACAUACACAGUGCUAUCUAUGGUGGACCACCGCCUAGUCUGACGGGGACGACUCAAAGUGCACCUUCAAAUUCGAGUUAUGAGGAUUGGUCUUCAACUACCUUUUGGGACGAUAUGGCUUCUGCAAAUGUUCACGAUCCCUUGACAAAUCCCGGACCUGCACAGAGUGUAUUAAGUUUUAGUGGGGAGAGUCAUAGUUCCGGUGACGAACUAUCCACUAGUGAUCUUGGAAUGAACGGAAACACACAGUACAUACACGAGUCAUUGCCACAUUGUGAUGAAUACAUACUUCAACUCAUGCAGUAUUCUUAA
Molecule: messenger RNA, 2643 nt
Organism: Botrytis byssoidea
Lineage: Eukaryota; Fungi; Ascomycota; Leotiomycetes; Helotiales; Sclerotiniaceae
Exons: 5
Coding region: 1-2643 (880 amino acids)
Biological process (GO): regulation of DNA-templated transcription; DNA-templated transcription
Molecular function (GO): DNA binding; zinc ion binding; DNA-binding transcription factor activity, RNA polymerase II-specific
Source: RefSeq, a predicted model, not a curated record